AAUGUGUGCAUGUUGGGUGUAAUGAUCAGGAGGAGCUCUUAUUGGUUAUUAAGUGAAAGUUAUUAGAUAGUUUGUCGCUUUGCGACCUUAUAUAUAUGUCACCAAACUCUUCGUUUAUAAUAUAUACUUUCUCUAGGGGCUUUUCCAAUAUGUCUAUUUCUUUUGUUAACUUGAUAUAGUCUUCUUCUUCUUUCAUUAUAUGUAGCUUUGCUUGUAGACUGUACUAGUUUUUUAACAUUCCGAUUAUUAUUAAUUACUCUUUAUUAUUAUUUUCUUGUAGUAUUUGGUCAUCAUUUUUUUUUUAUUUUGGGAGUGAGAUGAUGAAUAAACGAAUUCGUCGUGUUCGCCUUCUCCAAACAUACAAAUCACCUCAUCAUGAUCUUGACUUUGUUAGAAAUUAUCUUAGUCACUUGGUACCAGCCUUAAGGAAGAUCAACAACCAAAAUAGCAGUAGCUUUUGCCUCUGCGACGAAGAAAAUGGCGUUAAUCAUAACAAGCUAGCUAAGGCAGUCCGAUUUGAAGUCGACAUGGCAUUUGCAUUAUCAGCAAAAGAGUUCUAUUUUGCAUGGAGUCAUGCCUUGGAAGCGAAGCUUAUUAUUCAAAGAGAUAUAAGUGUGAAUAAUUAUAACAACAAAAAUACUAAUAAUAAUAAUGAUUCCACAUAUCAAAGAUAUUCUUCUUUGCACCAAAUUUCUUUCACUAAUAAUUUUAAGAGUGGUGAGAUUAGUACUAGUGGUGAGGUAAAGAUGACGAUGAUGAUGAAGAAGAAGAGGAAGUUGAGUAGAAGAAGAGAGAGAAAAGGUACUGUAGCAAUGAAAAGUAGUGAAGAAGAGGAUAUUAAUAUUGUUGGUGACCGUUUGGCUCGAUUGAGAACACUUUUGCCUGGAGGGAAUGAGAUAAUAUUGGGAGAGUCUGAUGAUAAUCAAUUACUCACACAAGUUGCAAGUUACAUUGGCUGCCUCCAGUUGCAGGUCAAUGCUCUCAAGUGUCUAGUGGAAUUAAGCCACCAAUGAUAUAGAUAUAUAUUAUCUGAAUUUGUUUUGUAGAAUCUAUGCUUGUGCUAGUUUAUAAUAUUUCAGUUAUAAUUUUAUGUAAUAUAUAUGAUUGAUUGUUUC
Cannabis sativa is the source of this 1115-nucleotide messenger RNA. Its product is annotated as transcription factor bHLH146. Lineage: Eukaryota; Viridiplantae; Streptophyta; Magnoliopsida; Rosales; Cannabaceae. Bases 318 to 1013 code for a protein of 231 amino acids. The record is from RefSeq and is a predicted model, not a curated record. Gene Ontology annotation, biological process: regulation of DNA-templated transcription. The transcript has a single exon.